AUGGUGUCAAGUUGUGAUUGCAGAAGAGAGGAUCUAGCUGUUGGCCAGACCGAGGUGCCGCGGGGUGCUCUGCAGCCGCGGGCGCGUGCUCUGCAGCCGCACGGCUCGCCGCAUCAAAGAGAAGAACCUUUCAGCUUGUGCCAAGGCCUCAUUUACUCGCCAACAGCUCCCGCCUGGAUUAAGGAGGAGAAGAAGCCCCCUUCUCUGCCAGUACAGCCCCCUCCUCCGCCUCUGUCAGCCGUACCGGGGGGCUUCCUCAAGCAGCUCGUGAGGGAGACGGAGAAGGAGACACGCCUGAAAGAGCCAGAAGUGAAAGAGGAGCGGGCGCCCAGUAAACUCAGCAACGACCUCGUUCAGCAGUUCCUGCACCCUGACGAGACCCCGUCGAUCCUGGAGGCGGAGAUGUCGCUGCGGGCAGAGCAGCUAGUGAACGGCGAGGGGGGCCGACUGGCAGGGGACAGAAAAGACCCCUCUAGAGCGGAAACGUACCCUAGCCCCAGAGUCUGCCCAGAGGGGAUGAAGGAGCAACGUGAGAAAGAGGAGACGAAAGAGGCCGAGAAGGAGAGAGGAGGAGAAACAGAUGAGAGACAGGAGCCAGAGGGACGCCUCGCUGACAGCGACACAACUGAGCACGAGCGGAUGCGGAGGGCGGAGCCUCAGAAGGACGUGUGGUAUGAGGCCAGGAAGGUGUGGUUUGUGUACAAAGAUGGCUUCACCCUCGCCGUGCAGCUUAAGCCUGACGAGGGAACCCCGGAGCUGCCCGACGGGAGGGUGCGAGUGCGGCUGGAGACUGAUGGGUCUGUCCAUGAUGUUACCGAGUACGAGAUUGAGAAAGUGAACCCUCCUGAGCUGGACCUGCUAGAGGACCUGAGCGACCUACAGAGUAUCAGCGAGCCCAGCGUCCUGCACGUGCUAUGCAGCCGUGCCCGUGCCCAGCUGCCGCUCACCCGCGCCGGGCCCAACGUGUUGGCCCUGUGGCCGCCUUCCAGCCCUCAGAGCAAGGGCCCGUGGGGUCGCCGUAGCGAAGGGCCAUGGGAGGCCCCCUCCGUGCUCCAGGCCCUCGUGCGUCGCACUUACGUUUCCAUGGUGCGGCAUCGGCGGGACCAGAGUGUGGUGGCAUUGGGCAGAAGCGGCACGGGCAAGACCACUGCCUGCGUGUCCUUCGUGCAGGAGCUGCUGAAGCAGACUGGCACUGCAGGGGGCAGUGUGACUGCUGAGAAGCUGCAGUCCGUCUUCACUGUGCUGCGCUCCUUCGGCUGCGUGAGCUCCCAGCACAGCGAGGCCUCAUCCCGUGUAGCCGCUGUGCUCUCCAUCGACUUCAACCACGCCGGCCUGGCAGCGGGAGGACACCUACAGACCAUGCUGCUGGAGAAGUGGAAGGUGUGCCAGAGACAGGAGGGCGAGAGCAACUUCCUGGUCUUCUCCCAGAUGUUGGCAGGGCUCAGUGCGGAAAUGAGGACAGAGCUUCACCUGCACCAGCUGAGUGAGAGCAACUCAUUCGGUAUCGUCGCACUGGCGAAGGUAGAGGAGAGGCAGAAAGCAUCAGCUGCCUUCUCAAAGUUGGUGGCUGCCAUGGAAUCACUGGACUUCUCAGCCAAUGAGCAACGAGCGAUUUGGCAUGUGCUGGCCGGAAUAUACCAUUUAGGGGCAGCGGGGGCCUGCAAAGUCGGUCGGCGGCAGUUCGUGAACUUCGACAGUGCCCAGCUGGCCAGCAGUGUCAUCGGCUGUGAGGGGGAGGAGCUCCAGACUGCGGUCUUCAAGCAUCACCUGCGUCAAUUAUUGGAGAAGGCCACCGGGGGCAGCAGAGGGAGGCACUACCCUGAGGGCACAGAGGAGAGCGGCCCCCGGCUCAGCGCCUCUCAGUGCGUGGAAGGCAUGGCCAUCGGCCUGUAUGAGGAACUCUUCUCCACCGUCGUCUCCCUCAUCAACAGGUCACUGUGCUCCCAGCAGCUGACGCUGGCCUCCGUGAUGGUGGUGGACGCUCCCGGCCUGCGAAACCCCCGGCACGGCGGCGAGGAGCGGGCGGCUGGCUUUGCAGAGUUCUGCCACAAUUACCUUCAAGAGAGGCUCCUCGAGUAUCGCUACAAUCACACGUUCACACACACAUUGGAGCAAUAUGUUCAGGAGAAAGUGCCGGUGGAUUUUGCAGCCCCCGAGUUCAGUCCCACCCAAGUCGUCUCCGCUGUCGAUCAGCCAGUGCUGCAGCUGCGUGCAGCGGAGGAUGACCCUCGCGGGCUACUUUGGGUGCUAGAUGAGGAGAUGAUAACCCCAGGCUCCACAGAAACCAACGUUCUGCAGAGGGCGUGUCAGUAUUUCAGUGAAGCAGUCCGACAGUGUGAGCAGCCCCUUCAGUGUGAGAUUGCACACCAGCUGGGUACUGAUCCGAUCCGCUACGACGUGUCGGGCUGGUUCGGCAUGGUCCAGAACAACCCAUCUGUGCUCAGCGCUGCGUCGCUUCUUCAGAACUCUUCGAUUGGUGUGGUGAAGUCGCUUUUUGGCCCCCGAGCCUCUGUGCCCCCUCUAUGUCAGGGCCUCGGGGGGGUUGAGGGGGGAUCCCAGCGGUCACUACAGAGGAGCGGGGCCAUCAGAAAGACCCUCAGCGGGGGCCUGGCAGCCAUCCGGAGGCACUGCUUCAGUGUCUCUGUCAAACUGCAGGCGGACGCACUCAUCAAUCUGAUUCGCCGAGCAAACCCCACCUUCCUGCAGUGCUUCAGCGCCAAGACCGACGGCGGUGGCUUCGACGUCCCAUCCCUGCGUGCCCAGCUGACCUCCACCAGCGUCCUCCCCGCGCUGCAGCUCCACCGCACAGGCUACCCGGACCACAUGUCCCUCAGUGACUUCCGCUGCCGAUUCCAGGCCUUGUCCCCCCCUGUCAUGAAGAGAUAUGGCUCGGUCUUCAUCACGCCGGACGAGAAAAAGGCGGUGGGGGAGCUGCUGAUCGACUUGGACAUGGACAGGAAGAGCAUCGUUGUUGGAGCCAGCAGGGUGUUUAUGAAACGUGGAGUGAUGCUGUCCCUGGAGCAGCAGAGGGACCAGCUGGUGAGCGGCUGGCUUGUGCUGCUCCAGGCCUCCUGCGUGGGACACCAGGCCAGGCAGAAGUACCGCUGCAUGAAGGUGCAGCAGAUGGCUGUACGCUGUGUGCAGAGGAACGUGAGGGCCUUGUCCACCGUACGCCCCUGGAGCUGGUGGAAGCUCCUCUGCAGGGUGCGCCCCCUGCUGGACAUCAACAUCGAUGAUCAGCGGUUCCGUGCUAAAGAGGAUGAAGUGUCUGCUUUGAGACGCCGCCUGGAGAAGUCGGAGAAGGAGAGGAACGAGCUACGACAGAGCACUGAUAACCUGGAGACAAAGGUGACGGCGUUGUCCUCGGAGCUGAGUGACGAGCGGUUCAGGGGCGAUGCUGUGAGCCAGGCCCUGGACAUGGAGCGAGCAGAGCGACUCCGCCUCUGCAAGGAGAACAAGGAGCUGCAGGGCCGCUGGGACCAGUGUAAGGUCACCAUUGACAGGCUGGAGAAGCAACUAGAGGAGGAGAAACAGCAGGCAAAGAGUAAGGAGGCACUCAGGGGUGGGGGUGCAGAGAGCGAGCUGCUGCUGCAGUUAGAGUGCGCACAGACGGAGGUGGAGUUCCUGAGGAGGAGACUGCGGCAGGGGGAGGAGAGGCAGGAGGCUGAGCGGGAGGCCCGGGCCCAGCUGGAGAGCAAGGUGUCAGAGCUGCAGACCCAACUGGAGCAGUCAAAGCGUAACCUGACUGAGCUGAAGCGGCAGUGUCGCCGCGUGACCUCUGACCUCCUGGAUGCCCAUGUGCUCACUGAGGCCCUGCAAGGCCGCGCACACGACCUGGACAGGAAACAGCGCAGGUUUGACAGUGAGCUGACGCAGGCCCUCCAGGGGGCUGACGCUGAGAGGGAGCAGAAAGAGAAGGCCAUUCAGGAGAACAUAGCCCUCAGCGCCGAGAUCUUAAGCCUGCAGCGCCAUCUCAAGGAAGUCCAGACAGAGGUGUCUGUCCUGCAGCAGCAGAAGGAGGAGUUGUGCGCUCAGAUCCGAGACUUGACUGCAUCGUCGAACCUGAGCUCCGACUCCAUCCCCAGCCUCAAAAAGCAGCUGCGGGAGCUGGAGGUGCAGGAAAAGGAGCAUGGAGAGGAGAUCUCCAAGCUCACUGCAAAUAUACAGCGGCAUGAGCAGAUGCAUCUGCGCUGCGAGAUGGAGAUGGAGAGGAUGAAGCAGAUUCACCAGAAGGAGCUAGAGGACAAAGAGGAGGAGCUGGAAGACGUGCAGAAGUCAUCACAGAGACGGCUGAGGCAGCUGGAGAUGCAGCUAGAGCAGGAGUACGAGGAGAAGCAGAUGGUGCUCCAUGAGAAGCACGACCUGGAGGGGCUGAUUGCCACGUUGUGUGAACAGGUGGGCCACAGAGAUUUCGACGUAGAGAAACGCCUGAGGAGGGACCUGAAACGUACCCACGCCCUUCUGAGUGACGCCCAGCUGCUGCUGUCCACUGUCGACACCCCUGGCCAGGGGGCUGCCAGCCGCCAGCAACUGGAGCGUCUCAAGAUCCAGACAGAUGGCUGUUUUAUUUCACACCCAUGGUACUGCCCCCUGCAGGUGGAUGAACAGCUAUCCCACCUGCAGCACGAGAAUGCAGACCUUCUGAAAAGAUUGGAGGAAGACCAGGAAGACCUCAAUGAGCUGAUGAAGAAGCACAAGGCUCUCAUAGCCCAGUCCUCCAGUGACAUCUCUCAGAUACGGGAGCUGCAGGCCGAGCUGGAGGAGGCCAAGAGGGAGAAGCAAAGACUGCAGGACGAGCUCCAGCAGAGCGUCACGCGGCAGCAGAACCUGGAGGCCUCCACGGUGGCGAGGAGCAUCGUGAGUCUGCAGGAGGCGCGGGUCUGCGACCUGGAGAACAAGCUGGAGUAUCAGAGAGGCCAGAUCAAGAGGUUUGAGGUUCUGGUCCUGCGUCUUCGGGACAGUGUGGUGCGAUUGGGCGAGGAGCUGGAGCAGGCGGCGCAGACGGAGGCCCGCGAGCGCGAGAACGCCCACUACUACCAGCAGCGCCUGGCCGACAUGCGUCUGGAAAUGGAGGAGCUGAGUCUGCGUGAGCAGGAGAGCAGCCGACGGUGCAUGGAGCUGGAGCUGCAGCUGGAGGUGGUGACCUCAGCCCAGCAGGCCCUGCAGGCGGAGCUGGAGACGUCUGCGCAGCGCGUUGCCCGGCUGCAGGCCGCCCUGGACGAGGUGGAGUCCAGCGACGAGAGUGACGGGGAAAGUGUACAGACAGCUGUCCAGGCCGCUGCUAGAAAGAAAGAUCUUGACACGGCAUCCAGUGUGGGGUCCCUGGGCACAGAGGACGUGGGCGAAGGGAUCCGCACUUGGCUGGGCGUGCCCCGCGCCAGGGCGUCUUCGCCGUAUGGAGGCAGCAGUACCACCGGCAGCCUGGGGGGGCGCCAGUCUGUCACAGACACCAUGAGUGCCUACAGCUUCCGGUCUUUCGCGUCGGAGCGGGAGGUGGACCAGACGUCGACGGGGCAGGGGGGGCAGGCAUCAUCCUCAUCCGCCCUGUCCGAGCUGCUGGAGGGGCUGCGUAAGAAGAGAGGGGGGUGGCAGCGGGCGGCCGACCCAGGGGAGGACAGCGCCGUGUCGCUGCCCAUCUACCAGACUACUGGGGCCUCUGUCCUGCGCCGGAGGUCCUCCGCCUUGUCCCUGCAGGAUGAGGAGGACGCUGAAGGGCCCCGGCCCGGAAUCCUGAAGCCCACUAUCCCCCUGGUGCCCCGCGCCUCCAGCUUGCGCUCGUUGUCUGACGAGGCGACCGGCACGGCGAGCGGCAAGCUGGGCCGCUUCGGCUCCUGCGAGUCCCUGGCGUCGUCCGUGACCUCUGCCGCCGCGCUGAGCCGCCGCCGCUCCAACCCCGCCAUCCCUGAGGAAGAGGAGGAACGGUGCGCUCGGGCCCCCGGCGCCACCCGCUCACCGCAGCUCAUCCACCGGCGCAUCCUGGGCAGCCUGGCGGCAUCCGAGGUCGACGAGCUGGAACUGGGCGCCGAGCCGCUGGUCUUCCAGAACCGCCGCCUCCACGGACACCUGGAGGAGGAGGAGCAGCUGGACGACGCAGCGGCAGACGCCGCCUCGGACAUCCUGCCCGCCGUCCGCCGUGCCCGCUCCGUCAGCAGCCUGUCUGGGGCCAGCUCCGUCCGGGGUGGGGGCCGGCGCGCCCUCAGCGUGCACUUUGGGGAGCUGCCCCCUUCCCGGACAGCCUCCCGACGCGGCUCCGACUCUGACGACUCCGGCUCGGGGGGGUGUCAGCGCCGGGGGGAACGCCUAGAAGCCGAAGGGAGUGAGGGAGACAUCAACGCCGUGAUGAAGAAGUACUUGCGCCAGGCUGAGGCAGACUGAGUGUCUGACUGUACCACAGGCCUCGGUGAGCACUUCCACACUUGGAGAGAAACCACUGAGCGCCCUGUCAGCCUGCAAGCUGGAUGCGGAGGCACGCUGGAAGCGGACACAGGAGAUAUUUUAAAACUUGUUUAUACUCAAUAAAGAUCAUAUAAAACCAGA
This is a messenger RNA of Paramormyrops kingsleyae, 6537 nucleotides long. NCBI's taxonomy places the organism in Eukaryota, Metazoa, Chordata, Actinopteri, Osteoglossiformes, Mormyridae. The record is from RefSeq and is a predicted model, not a curated record.